This is a messenger RNA of Rattus rattus (black rat), 5944 nucleotides long. It is a transcript of the gene Stard13, whose product is annotated as StAR related lipid transfer domain containing 13. The transcript is spliced from 14 exons. The record is from RefSeq and is a predicted model, not a curated record. Gene Ontology annotation, molecular function: GTPase activator activity; protein binding; lipid binding. Lineage: Eukaryota; Metazoa; Chordata; Mammalia; Rodentia; Muridae. The coding region runs from base 384 to 3737 and encodes 1117 amino acids. Gene Ontology annotation, biological process: actin cytoskeleton organization; regulation of Rho protein signal transduction; signal transduction.
AGGUCAGUUUGGCUCAGUGCAAGUGAUUUAAAUUCUGAACUCUGAGAGUCUUGGGCGCUAACUGCUGCUGUAUCAAGCCUCUUGUGUCAGAGUGGGUUGGUAAGCGAUGGGGAAAACCAGGAAACCAGGGCUAUGGCACAGUCCUUAACUUUGGGAUGUGAGGGAAAGACCUGGAGCGUGCUGUCAGCCUGGGCUAGGGUGCAGGGAGGAGCCGGGGAGGGAGGGAAGGAAAGAGGGAGGACGCAGCAGGAGAGGGGAGAGGGGCUGGUGGAGCGCAGAGGGCGCCUCGUAGGGCGCCUGGCGGGCGCACCGGGUCCCGGGUGGCCGAGAAUGGUGUGAGUGGCGGCGGCCAGGCUGCCCUGUGCUAUGAGGACUCUUCUGAGAUGAGCAGCCCACGCAGAGCGCUGUAUGCGCCUCUCCGGAGAUCACUGAGCGAGCAGCUGCGGGACUCCAGCGCCAGAGCCUGGGAUCUGCUGUGGAGGAACGUCCGUGAGAGGCGGCUGGCAGAAAUCGAGGCGAAGGAAGCAUGUGACUGGCUGCGAGCUGCCGGGUUCCCACAGUACGCUCAGCUGUACGAAGAUUCGCAGUUUCCCAUCAACAUUGCGGCUGUCAAAAAAGACCAUGAUUUUCUUGAAAGGGACCUUGUAGAACCUCUUUGCAGACGACUUAAUACGUUGAACAAGUGUGCCUCAAUGAGACUUGAUGUGAACUUCCAAAGGAAAAAGGGCGACGACUCGGAUGAGGAAGACCUGUGCAUCAGCAACAAAUGGACUUUCCAGAGAACCAGCCGCAGGUGGUCCCGUGUGGAUGACCUGCAUCCGCUCCUCCCCGGGGCAGACAGAAACGGGUCCCCAGGAGGCCCUAGGAUGAGAAACACGGCCAGCAGUGAAAGCGUGCUCACAGAUCUGAGCGAGCCUGAGGUCUGCUCCAUCCACAGCGAAAGCAGCGGAGGCAGCGACGGCCGCGGCCAAUCGGGGCAUCAUUUUGCUGAUGGCACGCCUGUGUUGGAGGGCACCCUAGUCGGUGGCAGCCUCCCACAGUCUCCCCGAGACAGUCUCAGCCAGUCUUUUCACCCCAAGAAUGAGAAACCCACCAGGACCAGGGCCAAGUCAUUUCUGAGACGCAUGGAUACCCUGAGAGUGAAGGGGGCACUCGGGAGGCAUAAGGGACCAGGGCGAACAGGAGGCCUCGUUAUCAGCAGGCCCAUGCUGCAGCAGGAGCCAGAGUCCUUUAAGACCAUGCAGCAUGUCCAGAUACCCAACGGAGAUCUGCAGACCUCACCAGCAGCUGCCUGCAAGAAAGGCCUUCCAGGCUCCAGUAAAUCAAGCGGUGAGAACAGCCCCUUGGAGAGCAGCAGCCGUGUGAGCACCCCAUGUAUGAAGGAACGCAAGUGCCAACAGGAGGCCAGCAAGCGCGGUGGCAUGUACCUGGAGGACCUGGAUGUGCUGGCAGGGACGACAUUACCAGACACAGGGGACCAAAACCACAUACACGGGUUUCACUCGCAAGAGAACCUGGUGGUCCAUGUUCCCAAGGAUCACAAACCAGGAACAUUCCCCAAGGCACUGUCUAUAGAAAGCCUCUCGCCCACAGACAACAGCAAUGGGGUUAACUGGAGGACCGGGAGUAUCUCCCUGGGUAGGCAACAGGGCCCUGGCAUGAGGGAACCUAGACUCGUGUCAUCCUGCCACAGGGCCAGCAGAGUCAGUAUCUAUGACAACGUGCCCAGCUCACAUCUGUAUGCCAGCACUGGAGAUCUGUUGGACUUGGAGAAAGACGGCCUCCUUCCACAGCUGGAUGACAUUAUACAGCAUGUCAAUGGCAUACAAGAGGUAGUGGAUGACUGGUCAAGAAAUAUCUUGCCUGAACUGCAAAGCCACGAUGCAGUGGCAGGGGACCCUGGUCAACCCCCAUUUCAGUCUCCUCAUCAGAUCACUUUAGAUUUUGAAGGCAACUCUGUCUCGGAAGGUCAGACAACACCUAGUGAUGUGGAAAGGGACAGGACUUCUCUGAAUGAAUCGGACACCACGGGGGUCAGAGAAAGAAGGGAUUCUGGUGUGGGGGCCUCUCUGACCAGGCCAAACAGGCGCCUAAGGUGGAGUAGCUUCCAGCUCUCACACCAGCCUCAGCUGUCUCCGGCCACGCCCCACAUCAGCAGCCAGACGGCCGCCCAGCUGAACCUGCUCCAGCGCUUUUCUCUGCUUCGCCUCACAGCCAUCAUGGAGAAGUACUCCAUGUCCAACAAGCACGGCUGGACCUGCCUGUCUGCACAGAGCGCCCCGGGGGCCUUGCAUGACCUGGUUUCUGUGAAUUCCAGGUCCGUCCCAAAGUUCAUGAAGAGAAUCAAAGCUCCUGACUACAGAGACAAGGCUGUCUUCGGUGUCCCGCUCAUAGUCCAUGUCCAGAGAACAGGACAGCCCCUGCCUCAGAGCAUUCAACAAGCACUGAGGUAUCUACGUAGCAACUGUCUGGAUCAGGUGGGUCUUUUCCGAAAGUCAGGAGUGAAGUCUCGAAUCCAUGCCCUGCGUCAGAUGAAUGAGAACUUCCCUGACAACGUGAGCUAUGAAGACCAGUCUGCCUAUGAUGUGGCAGAUAUGGUGAAGCAGUUCUUCCGGGACCUCCCUGAGCCCCUUUUCACCAACAAGCUCAGUGAGACCUUCCUCCACAUCUAUCAGUACGUCCCCAAAGAACAGCGGCUGCAGGCCGUGCAGGCAGCCAUCCUCCUGCUAGCAGACGAGAACCGGGAGGCCCUGCAGACGCUCCUGUGCUUCCUGCAUGACGUAGUGAACUUGGUGGACGAGAAUCAGAUGACGCCCAUGAAUCUGGCCGUGUGCCUGGCCCCCUCCCUCUUUCACCUCAACUUGCUGAAAAAAGAAAGUUCCCCAAGAGUCAUCCAGAAGAAAUACGCCACUGGGAAGCCAGAUCAGAAAGACCUCAAUGAAAAUCUAGCCGCAGCUCAGGGGCUCGCCCACAUGAUCACGGAGUGCAACCGACUCUUCGAGGUUCCACACGAGAUGGUGGCCCAGUCUCGUAACUCCUACUUAGAGGCUGAGAUCCACGCGCCCAGCCUAGAAGACUUGGGAACGCAGCUGGCAGAGAACGGGGCAACUUUUCACACGUACCUGGAGCAUCUUGUCCAAGGCCUCCAGAAAGAGGCUAAGGAGAAAUUCAAGGGGUGGGUCACGUGUUCCAGCCCUGACAACACGGACCUUGCUUUCAAAAAGGUGGGGGACGGGAACCCGCUGAAGCUGUGGAAGGCAUCCGUGGAGGUGGAGGCACCGCCCUCCGUGGUGUUGAACCGCGUGCUGAGAGAACGUCACCUGUGGGAUGAGGACUUCGUGCAGUGGAAGGUCGUGGAAACGUUGGACAGACAGACUGAAAUCUACCAGUACGUGCUAAACAGCAUGGUUCCACACCCCUCCAGAGACUUCGUGGUGCUCAGGACCUGGAAGACCGAUUUGCCCAAAGGAAUGUGCACCCUGGUGUCCCUGUCUGUGGAGCACGAAGAAGCCCAGCUCAUGGGUGGUGUGCGGGCGGUGGUGAUGGACUCUCAGUACCUGAUAGAGCCCUGCGGCUCCGGCAAGUCCAGGCUGACCCACAUCUGCAGGAUAGACCUGAAAGGCCACUCCCCAGAAUGGUACAGCAAAGGCUUCGGACACCUCUGUGCCGCAGAAGUUGCCAGAAUUAGGAACUCUUUCCAGCCUCUCGUUGCUGAGGGUCCAGAAACAAAAAUCUAAGCUUUCCCCAGCGUGAACUCAAACUCAGGGAACAAGAAGAGAAAGGGAGACUCUCAGUGUGGGGCGUGCACGCAUGUAAAGGAGCGCCGCAGUGGGAGCCGGAGGUCACGAGACCGUGGAGGCCGUUCCUAGCCUGCCCGGAGAUGAUAAACCCUACUAAUAUAAUGUCGCAGAACAUUUAUCUAUAUUGCUUAAAAUUAAAUGGGUUAUUCCUUCCGCAUUGCCUAAUUUGCUAAUUUAAAGGCUUCUAAGAAGCGUGUCUUAGCUGUAAAUAAAUGUACUGUAGCAUUUGUAUAUGUGUGUAUAUCUCCCCUUACUGUAUAUAUGUAAAAUACUGGUUUUAUAUAGAACUCUGUGUCUGACUCUGUGAGACUUCUCACAUGGCACUUCCAAGGUUGCUGUAGACCCCGUGUCCCUCCCGUCCUCCCGCUGAGCGGAGCCUGCUGACAGACACCAAACGUGGGAAAUGUGUGGUCUGUCAGUCUGCCCAUGCUCACCCAAAGAUUAGCUAACCAAAGAAAAACAGAGUUAAAAGCUUCUUCCACGGGUUGGCCUAUUUCCGAUGUUUAAGGACUGCAGCGGGGUGUUGACAUAAAUUGAGGGAAAUAAUAUUAGCUUCUCUUUAACACGAAGUGGCAGGUGAGAGAUAUUUGCCAAAUCCAAGGCUAGAUUUUGCGUUGCCUCUGAGCCCACUCAGAUGCAGUUUGAGUGAGAUGUCAAGUGACUGUUGGAGUUGGCACCAGGGACUGAAAUAAAACUAGGACCACCCACCCCCUACAUAGGGGUGAACAGCGGAACCUGUCCUCAGAGGCAAAGGGAGCCCCCACAUCCUCUUGAGACACAGAUAGGUCUUGUAAUGCUGUUUAGUCAUCUGUUUGACCAGUGGCCCAUGGGGCCACAGUUAUUUAACACGUUCUUGCACUGACCUUGACUCUGGACACCAGACAAAGUGAGAGGAGGCUCUACCAAGCGUCCAGGGUCAUCAGAGCUUCAGGGAAUUCCAAGUACCCUAUAGAUGAUGCUCUUAGAACCUAAGCCAUUAAAGAAGCCUUGCAAUCUAAGAGACAGGGUUUUAGACUGACAGAAGACCAAAGCUCUAUCAUUAGUUAUUUAUAAGUUUCAGGCUGAUGUGUCAAUCCCACGUUUCCUCACUAUCUGGCACCAGCACCCCAAUCUUAUUUAUUUUUGUACAGAAUGAGCAAGCUGGCUUUUCUCAACCAAGAGAGGAUAGAGUUGGUUUUUUGUUUUGUUUUGUUUUUUAUUGUGAUAUGACAUCUGUAGAAAGAUAACUUAUUAUGUCCGAUCUCCAGGAAAGAUUGUCUUAGGCUGUCUAGACAAAGAUUGAGAUCCUAAUUCAGCAACUGGUGUCGGAAGACAAGGAGAAAAACAGACAUGUGUUUUCCCGGUUUUUGUUGUUGUGUUACAUACACUAAUGCAGUGUUUUCUUUUAUCCGUGGUGUGUAAUCAUUUUAUUGGGAGGAAUAAAGUUGUUUUCUGUAUAUUUGGUAUGGCACAGGGAAAACCCAGGGUAGGAGUUUUUCAUUCCCGUGUCUACCUGGGACAGUGGCAGUCAGACCACAAGUUGCCUCCUGGGCAGCUCUCAGUGGACUGGACAAAUUUACUUCUUCUAUUACAUCAUGGCUGCCAUUGGAAAGCAGAGCGGGCACCCAGGACAACUAGCGUCGUUUCUCAGGGAGUUGGCAUGCACUGGGAAUCCCCUAACGGCCUUGUUAACAGGCUCCGGUCCAGGCCUCGUGGGUGGGCCUGGCCUUCAGUGUCUCUGAUGAGCCUGAGGGAUGCAGGGUUGCUGGUCUCGAGGACAUACUUUGAGAAACAUGGAUCUAGGGAAUGCUAAAACCGAAUCAGAUGACAUGAUUGUGUUUCCCAGCCCCUUCCUCUUCCAACUUAGCUGACUUUCCGAUUUUAUGCACGCACUAAUCACAUCAUUUCCGCUAACCACAGGGUGCAUCUUUCAAAUAAAGGAAAGGGGAGGGGGAAAUGAUGCCUCGUCGCGCUUGUCUGUCAACUACCACAGUAUUUUAUUCAUUGUUAUCUUGUUGAUGGAAAUAAAAAUAUUGCAUUUAAAUAUUAUAUUUAUACCUCAUGUAUAUCUUUACCUCGAUUGUUGGUAUCAAUCAUCAGUUGUAAAUAAAUAAUUGCCAAGGCAGAUAAAUUUAUAUACAUUAAAUAUUUCCUAUUUUCUAUAA